AUGGCCGCUACUAUGGACAGUCUGAUUGAUGAACUCGUAUCUCAAUUCAAUGGUUCUCUUUCGACGACGGGAGAUGCGCCAAAAUAUAAUGAAGUUCUGGAUUACAUUUUUGAUUCCAGCCACUCCAUCGAGGAAUCGAAGAAGGAUAUGAUUGAAGAAAUUGUUACAAGAUCCUAUCAGGAUCAUUCAGAAUCAAGGGAGCACCUCCAUCAGCUGAUCAAAGACGAUAUCCCAUAUUCUUUAGAAAUAUUCGAAUCGUUGUCUUCUAAGUCUAUUCACGUUUUAAUAGGGACAUUCAAAGAUUUUGAUGAUAUAUCCCCACUACUCUCAGAAAUACAGGCUAGACUCCAUUUAAAGACUGACCCUAAUGUACAUUUUCUAUUAGGUUGCAUUAUACAAGUUUUAAGUAAAUUUAGUAUGGAGUUCAAGGGUGUUAAAUUUAUCGUCAGAGAAUUAUGUCUAAGAAUGAACGAAACAGAAAUCCAAUCAAUGGGUCUAAUCAUAUUUAGUCAAAUUGAAAAGUUAUUUCAUCAAGAGUUCAAUGAUUAUCUUUCAAUUUUUAUUUCAUCUUUAGUCCUUGAAGCAGAAGAAGAAGUGGGUACUGAUACAAUGAUAAAGAUAGCUAACAUAUUGAUUGAAUUGUACCCUGCAUUCACGGAAUUAUGUUCAAGUGUCCUUCUUGGCGAUGAUCUAAACAAGUUGUUGGAAAAACAUGCUAAUGAGAAUCCAAACGAAACAUUCAUAAAACGUUUAUUAGUGCUGUUAUCAGUUGCAUGCAUUGACGAAAAUAUUAGGAUUCAUAUAUCAGAAAAAUAUUUACCCAUUCUAGAGAAAACGUUGAAGCUUAAGGAAUAUGAGGUUUAUUCCUCCUUGGUACUUAUCAAAACCUGGUCUUUUUCAAAGUUGAAAAAUAUUACCAUCCAUGAAAUGGAAAGUAUACUAGCAGAUUCAUGUAUUGCAAAUCGUGAUAUUGUUGAUUCUGAGGAAUUAUCACUCUCUAUGGAAGGUUUAGCAUAUUUAAGUUUGAAAAAUUUUGUCAAAUUGUAUCUAAGACACCACAAAUUCUUUGUUCCUACCUUAAUUGAAUGUAUUAAAAAUAGCAAAUUCAAAGAUCAAAAUCUUUAUGGUGCAUUAGUCAUACUGGCUAAUUUAACGACACCUGCGAACACAGAUUCCAAGGAGAAAUCAAUGAAAGAUUUACAGUUUUAUUCAAAUCUCAAAGAUCCUAAAAAUGAAGAUAAUGGAGACAUCAAAGAUGACCAAAAUGCUAUCAAUUCAUUCAUGUUAGAUUCAUUGCUGAAAUCGGAAUUGAUAUCAUACCUGAAUUCCAAAGCAAAGGACCUGAGUCAAGGUUCAAGACAACAAUUGAUAAGAUUAAUAUACAACAUAACACGAAAUCGGGCUUUUCUGACGACCUGUAUUAAACAUGGCUCUGUGACUAUGCUGUUGGAAUAUUUGGCAAAUAAAAAUGAAAAAGAAAGAUCCAUUAGAAUUCUGGCUUGUAGAGCAUUAGCUAGAAUAUUAGUCUUCACCGAUCCUAGUAUAAUUUUCUACAGAUACUCGUCCUUGAAUUCUUUACCAUACCUUUUUGAAAUGCUUCCCAAUCCAAACGUCGAUAGUACCCAAGCGAAAGAUACUUUGGUAAACAGCGAAGAGUGGCAGACUUCUGAUGUUUUAGAAAGCCUUUUAGCUUUAACUAAUUUGGCUUCAGUCCCAACGUCAGAAGGCGAAGAAGUUUCCAAAGCCAUUGCUUCGAACACAAAUUAUUGGGCUGUUAUUGAGAAUUUGAUGUUAGAUGAAAGUGUACCAUUACAAAGGUCGACCUUAGAAUUGAUUUCGAAUUUAAUGAGUCAUCCUUUAACGAUAGCUUCCAAGUUUUUCAAUUUUGAAAACCCUCAUAGUGUUAAAAAUUUUAAUCUUUUAGUGAAAUUGUUAACUUUGAGUGAUAUCAAUUCACAAAGAGCAGUGGCUGCAAUUUUCGCAAAUAUUGCUAACGCAAUCCCUUUUGUUGCUAAAGAAUUACUUAAACAAGAUGAGUUGAUAAAGACUGCUAUAAACGUGUUUACAGACCAAAUUGACGAUGCUGAUUUGAGAAAAAGAUUACUCAUUUUAUUUUAUGCACUCUUCGAACUGGCUACAAGCGAAAAAGAUCCAGAAUCAUACAAAGACGUCCAAAGAAUUAGAAGCUUCGACGAAUGCUUGAAAUUAAAGGAAGGACUACAAUUUGCAUUGGAAAAGAAAGAUACAGACAGUGAAUUUGCUGAUUUAAUUCCAAUACUUCAAAAAAAGCUUGAAUUUGAGCUAGAAUAA
This is a messenger RNA of Kazachstania africana CBS 2517, 2310 nucleotides long. It is a transcript of the gene SHE4, whose product is annotated as She4p. Lineage: Eukaryota; Fungi; Ascomycota; Saccharomycetes; Saccharomycetales; Saccharomycetaceae. The record is from RefSeq and is a predicted model, not a curated record. The transcript has a single exon. Bases 1 to 2310 code for a protein of 769 amino acids.